AUUUGCUUCUAUUGGCCAAUACCGUUGGGAUCCAUCUAUCUGCGAAAAAGAACGAGCAUACCGACGAACUUAGAUGAUAUCGUACAUACAUUGUUAUAAUUACGUCAACGUAGAAACUUAAAUACUCCAUUUAACAUCAUCAUGAAUGCAAUAAACAUGAAUUGGUUAAGCUCAGCAGAGGGUGAAUCAUUGAUGCAUCAUUUUUAUGUAAAUUCAUCUAAGAAGAGAAGAUUUUAUGGUAUCUUGGAAAAGCCAUCAUUGCCAUCUUCCAUCGAGGAAGUUACUUAUAAAAUUUUUAUGAUUGGUAGAUCUGGCGUAGGAAAAACUUCUGUCAUAACACGUUUAGCUGGUUUUUCAGAACCCAACAACUAUAUUGAAACGAAUGGCAUAAAAAAGACAAAUGUAUUUUGGCCAGUGAAGAUAUGGGAUAAGGUCAUAUUGUUUAAAUUACAAUUUUGGGAUACAUCGGAAAGCAGUAUUAAAAAAUAUAAUCAUAUUUUACCAACAUGUAAAGAUAAAGUAGAUGCAAUCUGUUCUGUAUUUUCCUUCGAUGAUGUAACCAGUUUUAAUGACAUACCUUAUCUGAUAAACACAAUGAGUACAAUCAAAGAAAAACCUGCAAAUAUAGUAAUCGGCACAAAAUUUAAGCCAUGGUCAAAUUCAAUGGUAGAAGAAACUCAAGUUAAAGAAUUCGAAGAUAAGUGGAAAGUGAAGAUUAUUAAAAUUGAUUCUAAUAAAUUAACCAACAGAUCCGAGCUUUUUGACUGUUCUUACCAAUUAAAUACUAUUUGCAAUAUUUUGUGGAAUAGAGACAAAGAAUUCAUAUCGAAACAAAUUGUUCAAAGUUAAAAACUAUUGAUUUAUAAUUAUUUCAAAUACGUCGUUAUAGAUGUACACAUAUUUCAUUAUUUUAAUUAUUACUUGAUUUAAUAUCAAAUAUAUUGAAAUAAUAAUUU
This is a messenger RNA of Vespa crabro (European hornet), 956 nucleotides long. Its product is annotated as ciliogenesis and planar polarity effector 2-like. The record is from RefSeq and is a predicted model, not a curated record. The coding region runs from base 142 to 849 and encodes 235 amino acids. Lineage: Eukaryota; Metazoa; Arthropoda; Insecta; Hymenoptera; Vespidae. Gene Ontology annotation, molecular function: GTP binding; GTPase activity. The transcript has 5 exons.